AUGGACCUUCCUCCGCUCUCCCAGCAACAGCUCGCCGCCAUCGUGACCUCGGCCUCGACGCCCGCCGAGCUCUACCGCACCCUCUCCGACUACGAGGCCGAGGCCUGCCUGCUCUCCUCCCAAGAUAGCAACCAAGCAGAGCUGCUGAGCCUCUACUACUCGACCUUCUUUUUCUCCCAUCUCCUCACAGAUCAAAUUUACGAAGCCCGCAUAUCCACGAAGCGCAUGCCCCAAGGUCUGCUACAGCAUGAUCCGUCGUUACAAAACUGCUUGAACCUGCUACGCGCGGUGUGGCAGCGGAAGUACGAACAGGUCUAUCAGGUCCUAAGGGAACUGCCAUGGUCGGACCCACUCAAACCAAUCGUCCAGAGUUACGAAGCUUACUUCCAAGAAAAAACACUGAAGGAGAUCAGCAAGGCCUAUGAGGCGAUAAGACCGGCGGCGGCUGCCACCUACCUCGGCCUCGACCCAGUCACCGCAGCACAGGCUGAUUCGACCACCGUGCAGAAACUCACGGCCUACGGGUGGACCUGGGACCAGGAAACGGGGCUGUUACACCCCAAGCCCGUCGUUGAAGACCCGCAAAAAGAUGACCGGUUGUACAACGAGCUGAGUGAGGUCAUGGCUCUGAUCGGGAACCGUCGCAGUUAG
Messenger RNA from Aspergillus heteromorphus CBS 117.55, 651 nucleotides. RefSeq names its product CSN8/PSMD8/EIF3K family protein. The record is from RefSeq and is a predicted model, not a curated record. Lineage: Eukaryota; Fungi; Ascomycota; Eurotiomycetes; Eurotiales; Aspergillaceae. Bases 1 to 651 code for a protein of 216 amino acids. The transcript has 3 exons. Gene Ontology annotation, cellular component: COP9 signalosome. Gene Ontology annotation, biological process: COP9 signalosome assembly; protein deneddylation.